Messenger RNA from Drosophila sechellia, 800 nucleotides. RefSeq names its product Gamma-interferon-inducible lysosomal thiol reductase 3 (gene GILT3). The coding region runs from base 77 to 727 and encodes 216 amino acids. Gene Ontology annotation, molecular function: oxidoreductase activity, acting on a sulfur group of donors, disulfide as acceptor. The record is from RefSeq and is a predicted model, not a curated record. The transcript is spliced from 3 exons. Lineage: Eukaryota; Metazoa; Arthropoda; Insecta; Diptera; Drosophilidae.
UGUAAAAUGAGCAAAUCGAAAAGAGCAGUUGUGUUUGGUUUGUGAGGCUGCCAAGAGCGAAAAACGAACGUGGACGAUGAAUAAAAUAUUUGGGCUACUCUUUGCUCUGUGUCCGCUGCUCGUUUGGCCCACGCCCGGAAAUGGCCAGUCGCCGGAUGAGUCCCGCCUCCUGGUGGCCAUCCACUACGAGGCCCUGUGCCCGGACAGCAUGAGCUUCAUCCGGCGCCGUUUGUACGAUGCUCUGCAGGACAACGACUGGUGGUCGGUCACCGAUCUGAAGCUAUAUCCAUUUGGCAAGGCGGGAUUCUACAACAACACAUCCACUGGCGAGAGACAAGUGUUUUGUCAGCACGGCGUGGAUGAGUGCGAACUGAAUGCGCUCCAUGCCUGCAUUAUUGAGACCCUGGGCAUCCGGAAGGCCUUCAAUAUGAUCUACUGCAUGCUGCGCUCCUACUCGAACGAGCUGGACUCGUGCUCGAGGAGCAUGGGUGUGGACGUCAGCAAGGCCAGGAGGUGCAAGGCAUCGCGAACCACACCAGAUAUACUAGCGCCCUACGGCAAGGAAACCCUUAAGCUGGGCAUCUCCUUUGUGCCCACCAUUGUGUUCGAGAAUGACUUUGAUCCUUACGCUCAGAGAAGCAUUCGCAACAACUUCGAAAGACACUUCUGUCGGCAGUAUCUGAAGGAGUUCAACAUCAAACUGCCCACUUGUUCCGCAAUUUUGUAAACUUUCAUGUAAUGUACUGAGUCAUUUAACUGUUUCAAUGUUCCAAGACCAAUAAACCAAUAACUAUAACCAA